This is a messenger RNA of Monosiga brevicollis MX1, 1551 nucleotides long. RefSeq lists its product as uncharacterized. The record is from RefSeq and is a predicted model, not a curated record. Lineage: Eukaryota; Choanoflagellata; Craspedida; Salpingoecidae. The transcript has 4 exons. The coding region runs from base 1 to 1431 and encodes 476 amino acids.
AUGCCGUUGCUCUCCGAGCCGGCCACAAAGGAGGCGCGCCGGCGCGAGGGGAGCUGGGACGUGUAUGUGCUUUGGGUGCUGGCGGCGGGACUCGGCGCCUAUGCCAUUUAUGCAGGCUCCAUUCUGCUGCUGGCCACGGCUGUGACCGUGUCCUAUCUCAUGCUUACAACCAUGCUCAUGUGGACUGCCUGGAUGGCCGUGGUUCUGCUUGCCCUGCUCAUUGCUCUCUCAUCCUUGUUCAUCAUGGUCCCAGCCGCGUUUCUGCCAGGCCAACCCCACACUCAAGAGGUUUGUGUGUGCCUGAUGAGUGCUGCCGAUCAACUCUCCGAGCCCGCGUUGUCUAGGCCAGUUGUGUUGGCUCCAUCCCUCAUUGAUGUGCACCGGGCGCUUGUACUUUGUGCUUCCGAGCAGCCGGCGUUGCGCGACACGGUUGCGGUGGGCUUGAUUUUGGCAUUCUUGCUGCACUGGACGUGCUGGCCACACGCACACCCGGCCAUGGUGGUGGUGGACAUUAUUCUAGCAAUCGUUUUUGCGGGCUUGGCGUUUUUGACCAUGACGGUUCGCGGAUUCAUCGGCAAAACGGUACGUUCGUCACGGGCGAGCUCUCAAGUGGACUGCGGCAGUGGCUUCGUCGCGCUCGGGACCCCUCGUCCGCCCGCUGACCGCCACGGUGCAACCCAGUGGUCGAAUGUGGUGGUUGCCGAUGGGCGUGGUGUUCGCUUGGACGCGGCGUUUUAUCAACACCCACGACAACUCCAGCACGCAGCACCUGAUCGUCGUUGGAUCUUGUACAUGGGAGGCAACGGCGAAGUAUAUGAGUUCAACUUGGCCAUCAUGGAGGAGCUUGCGCAGACCUUGGGCGUCAAUGUCUUUCUUUACAACUACCGAGGUGUAGCGUUCAGUGAUGGGGAGGCGACCUCGGGAGAGGACCUGGUGAAUGACGCCAUGUUGAUUCUUACAUACCUAGAGGAGCAGCUUGCCGCCAAUCCACGUCACGUGCUACUCCUGGGACGCAGCAUUGGCGGUGGCAUUGGUACUUUGGCGCGAGCAUGCCACUCGCCCCAAGGGCCAAUUGUCUCGGAUCGCUCCUUUGCCUCGCUACCAGACGCAGCCUUCAGCCGUUUGGAUGCUGCUGGAGCCUGGCCGGCGUUGCAGGGCAAGAAGAUGCUCAUAUAUCACGAUGAUGAUGAGAUUAUUCACUACGAUCGUGCAUCCUUGCACAAGCGGCUGCUGGGUGCCAAUGCUUUGGGGGACACCGUGGUGGUGCGUCUCACGCGCGCCGACGAAGAGGUGGUUGACUUUCAUAACACUCCUCUCAAGGUGUUUGCGGAAUAUCCCGACAUUAUCAAGGAGUGGCGUGCCAUGCUCAGUUUGGAUGGUGCACCGGUUGCGGAAUCCAGCAGUGUUACUGUGACAGGGGCGAGUGCGUGAGGUGCACGCGGGGCGUGCCGAGGAGUAAAAAUCUGAUGGCCUUGCAAGUUGUUUGUUCAUUUGUGUUCUGUUCGAGUGAGUGGGGUUUCCAUCCCAAAAAAUCGACGCACGGGACGAAUG